AUGAGUUUCCAUAAGGAGGACGGAGUGAGCAGCCUGUGCCAAAAGGCACUGCACAUCGUCACGGAGCUGUGCUUCGCGGGCCAGGUGGAGUGGGAGAAAUGCUCCAGCAUCUUCCCCCCGGACGGGGGCAGCCAAGGCGGAAGUAACACAGAUAUUUCAGUCAGCCUGUUAGCAGUUGUUGUCAGCUUUUGUGGCCUGGCCUUGUUGGUUGUUUCACUUUUUGUCUUCUGGAAGUUAUGCUGGCCUUUCUGGAAGAGCAAACCCAUGACUUCCAAUGUCAGUACCCUUCCACAGAGCAUGUCAAGUGCUCCCACUGAAGUUUUUGAGACUGAAGAGAAAAAAGAGAUUAAAGAAAAUGGAGAACCAGCACUAAAAGUUAUUGAGCCUGCAAUAAAAAUCAGCCACACUUCCCCUGAUAUCCCAGCCGAAGUCCAAACUGCUGUAAAAGAACCUUUAGUUAAACAUGCACGUGUGCAAAGACAAACAACUGAGCCUACAUCUUCAUCCCGACACAAUUCCUUCAGAAGACACCUACCAAGGCAAAUGCAGGUUUCCAGUGUUGAUUUGGGCAUGGGCACAGAACCCAUUUUACAAAGAGGAGAAACAACCACCAGCAUUGGGAGAAUAAAACCAGAACUCUACAAACAGAAAUCAGUGGACUCUGAGGACGACAGGAAAGAAGAUGUCAAAACCUGUGGGAAGCUUAAUUUCACCCUCCAGUAUGAUUAUGAAAAUGAACUUCUAGUGGUGAAAAUUAUCAAAGCCUUAGAUCUCCCUGCUAAAGACUUCAUGGGAACUUCUGACCCUUAUGUGAAGAUGUAUCUUCUUCCAGAUAGGAAAAAGAAAUUUCAGACUCGUGUGCACAGAAAGACUUUAAAUCCUCUAUUUGAUGAAACUUUUCAGUUUCCUGUAGCAUAUGAUCAACUAAGCAACAGAAAACUACAUUUCAGUGUGUAUGAUUUUGACAGAUUUUCUAGACAUGACAUGAUUGGGGAAGUGAUUUUUGAUAAUUUGUUUGAAGCCUCUGAUCUCUCCAGAGAAGCCACAGUAUGGAAAGAUAUUCAUUGUGCUACCACAGAAAGUAUAGAUCUGGGUGAAAUCAUGUUUUCCCUUUGUUAUUUGCCAACUGCUGGACGUAUGACAUUGACAGUCAUCAAGUGCAGAAACCUGAAGGCUAUGGAUAUCACUGGCUCAUCAGAUCCAUAUGUCAAAGUGUCUCUGAUGUGUGAGGGUCGAAGAUUAAAAAAGAAGAAGACAACUACGAAGAAAAACACUCUAAACCCUGUGUACAAUGAGGCAAUUAUUUUCGACAUCCCUCCAGAGAAUGUGGACCAGGUCAGCCUCUCCAUUGCAGUCAUGGAUUAUGAUAGGGUAGGACACAAUGAGGUCAUAGGAGUGUGUAGAACAGGACUGGACGCCGAGGGUCUUGGGCGAGACCACUGGAACGAAAUGUUGACCUAUCACCGAAAACCAAUAACACAUUGGCACCCCUUGCUGGAGUUACCUGGCCGGGCGACCAGUUUUGAUAGUCAAGGAUCCUGUCCAUCUCCCAAGCCAACUUCCACACCAUAA
Dama dama (fallow deer) is the source of this 1572-nucleotide messenger RNA. RefSeq names its product synaptotagmin 10 (gene SYT10). Gene Ontology annotation, molecular function: phosphatidylserine binding; syntaxin binding; calcium ion binding. The coding region runs from base 1 to 1572 and encodes 523 amino acids. Gene Ontology annotation, cellular component: membrane. The transcript is spliced from 7 exons. Gene Ontology annotation, biological process: cellular response to calcium ion; regulation of dopamine secretion; regulation of calcium ion-dependent exocytosis. The record is from RefSeq and is a predicted model, not a curated record. Lineage: Eukaryota; Metazoa; Chordata; Mammalia; Artiodactyla; Cervidae.